UUCUGUCACCAUUUUGUAGAUCGGGUAAGUUCAAUCUUGUCUUUCUUUAUAAAGAAAUAUAAGUAACCCUAACCCUAACUGUUCAUGUUCUCUCUGAAUGUUGUAGAAUAUUUAGCUUAAGCUAAUUGUACCCUCAGAAGAAUUUUCUCAGGAUUUUAUCAUGUCACUAAAAAUGACGGAAAAUGUUUGACGCAUCCUUUGAUCUUGACGCAGCACUGUAUGAAAAAAUUGGCGAGAGAAAAUUUCAGUGCUCAGUAAAACAAGAAGGACCAGCUUAAAUUUCGAAUGCGAUUCAGUUUACAUGACAAAAGUGUAUAAAAAGUGUCAAACCACUAAACAGAGCUGUAUCAGAUAUCAAGUAAGAUCAAGAGAUCGCUCCGCUUUUUUAAGUUUUUCUACUGUCGUCCUCAUUCAGACUGACGUUUUAGAAAAAGCUGAACAAGAAUUCUAAAUCAUUAAAUGUGUAUCGAUGGAGGGCUGGACUCGCGGGCGUUUCCAAAAAAUUUGGGGGAUAAAAAUAUUAAGUAAUUCAUAAAUGUGAAUGUCUUCAAAGUCGUUUUUAUUAUAAACAAGUGACUAGGUAGAAUUUUGCUGUGCGCCCUUUCGCUAUUUCAAGAUUACAUUGCUGGCUUUUUAAAAUACGCUUCAGGGUGUGAAAAUGAAAACGAGAACUCAUCUUAACAAAAUGAAUAGCUAGAAAAUGAAGCCUAAUUUGCAACCCGACGCUAAUAUAUGCUUGGAGGCUUGGAGGUUUGAAGCUAUUUAAAUGCUGAUGAAACUAUAUAAGAUCGUUUCACGGCCGAAACCAUUGAUGUAGGCGCGAGACGCUAAGGUUCGCAAAAUAUCUUUUUGUCAAACGUGUUCAUGGUCUGCAGGGAUGUACGUUUUCUUGGUACUAUAUAUUCCUUUCUUUAAGAGGUGUCUGAGAAUACAAAAAAAAAAACAAAUAUAACCGUAUUAGUUCUUUUUUGCGCCCAUAACGAAAAAUUGCUGUCCUGUUUACUGUAAAGGCCUGUUUACAUAGAGUGGGGGACCCUGGUCUAGUGGGGUUGGUUUCUUUUAUUUCAACGCUCUGGGGGACACAAAACAAAAGAAACCUACCCCACUAGACACGGGUCCCCCACUCCAUGUAAACAGGGUCUAAGUUAGUUAAUUAGCUGUGUGGAACGCAAUGCCCGGACUGCAGUCACCUCGAAUUGCAUUUUGUUGUUUGAAUUUGGGGUAUACUACUUUUGUUUAAGAAAAUUUAAGACUUACUUUAACUUCUAAAAGAAUUUUAAUGAACUGAAUUGGUCUAAGGAAUAUUCUGAUUGGUAGUGUUGUGAUUAAAGAACAGUUAAUCAGAAAAAUGGAACUAACAACUGAAGACUGUUCUUAACUUGCCAGUACACAGAACUAAACACUGAGCAAUCCGUCAUGAUCUCAGCUUACUUCUUAUUGGCUGCCACAGUCUACACAGUGACGUCAGCAGCUAGUAUCUCAUCCAACGAUGGUAAGAAUAAACAUGGUUAUUGCCUGACCUUACCUCUAAUGAUAAUACGAGAGACUUCUCCUAUUAAAAACGUUCAAAGGUCGACAAUCAGCCACAUGAGAAUACAAAUUGUCGACAGGUCUCGAGGUAAAAUUUAACUUCAUCUUUAAAAUAUUUUUAAGUUAAGUAAAUUGUUUUGUUUUUAUUCAAAACCCGGAUCGAUACUCAGUCAGUCUGAUUACAGAAUUUGUGAUGGUACUGAUGCUACAGCCGCAUUUCCUUGCGACCAGCUCUAUUUGAACUGAGAGUAAAAGCUUUCUUGAGGGAAGGAUUAGAAUCAGUGACAUCUGUGAUGAUGAUAACGGUGGAGUGCUCCUCAAACUUACACUGGGUUAUCGAGCCAACUGGGAGCUGAUCACGUAGUCAGUUUGUUAUUUUACAUUUAAACAACAAUACCACAGCAACAACAGCCGUUAGAGGAUGAACAUAUGAAAGUCAGUCUAUGAAAGUAAAUAUUAUUAAUGUUGAAAAAUUUCAUCCAAAGGCAGUAGUUCGGCUAUUUCCGAGUUUUCGCACGGUGUAUGAAAUCUUCCGCCAUUUUCUCCAGCUGCGCUGCUUGCACUAACAGAACAGCCAAGCCAUCGCACGGAGCAUCUGCCUUUUUUGCCAAUAUCAAUGAGAUUGACGUUAAUCGAACUAAUAUGGCCAGGCUAAGUGCAAAACUUUUCAGUGUUGUGAAAAUUAGUUUUGCUUGCAUGAGAAUAAAAAAUAGUUUUCAUAUCAAUGGCUUUGCGCUUAGCCAUACCAAUCAGAAACGAAGAAAUAUCUUGAAUGAAAAAUUGAAAAAUAAAGAUGAAAAUCUCUAGUGUAGAAUAACUUACUAUAAACUAAUGAAAUAUUUUAAUCUCCAUUCCACGUUAUUUUCUUUUCAUUAUUAACCAGCGUUUUGUUUGCACGAGGGUGCAAAAUUCUACCCGGGUGAGAAGGUGGUCCUUCAGGAAUGCCAAUAUACGUGUCAAUGUGCAGCAAGUGAAGAGUAUUCAUUCUUCAUGUGCGAACCGCUGUGUACAAGGCCUUAUGAUUUCAUGUGCGCUAAUGGUGCAGAUCCCGUAGAAAAGAUGGAGGAAAGUUCCGUGCCGGGUUGCAAGUGCCCUAAAUAUUACUGCCCCGAGACACUCUCCAUGGCACAUCUUAUAGAGUAU
Molecule: messenger RNA, 2673 nt
Organism: Porites lobata
Lineage: Eukaryota; Metazoa; Cnidaria; Anthozoa; Scleractinia; Poritidae
Source: the annotation of a GenBank genome assembly